UGGAUGGGAAGCUGAUCACUGAGGAGAACACUCAUAUGCUGCUGCUUGUUUUUGCAGACUUAAUCACCCAGCUUCCCCCUUACUUCCCAGCCAAACAUGAAGAUUAGAUUUGCUUUUAUCAUGAGAUUUCCAGCAAAGAUCCAAUCAUCUCUGGAAAGGGGGGAUGCCUAAAGUACUUGCAGAGGAGUGUGUGUGGCUCAGAUGAGAGGUUAAUCUGCUGGAUCUCCUGAGACGGUGGAAGCUCAGUUUCUCUCUCUCUCUCCUCACUUGGUCUCGUGAAGCAGGCUCUGGCUUCUGGAAAGUCCCUCGAAGGAGGACCUCUUGUGGACCUUGCAAGGUGGUGAGGAAGGACCAGCUGUGGACAUUGCUUGGGUGGCAGUCGGGGGAAGAUCAGUUGUGGACCUUACCUGGCGGUGAAGGAGGACCCGCUGUGGACCUUACCUGGUUGAGGACCAGUUGUGGACUUUGUCUAGUAGAGCUGGUGGUGGUGAAGGAGGACCAGGACCUUACCUAGUGGAGGUGGCGAACCAGUUGUGGACUUUGGUAUAGCUGGUGGUGGAGGAGGACCAGUUGUGGACAUUCCCUGGUUGUGGUGGUGGUUGAGAACAGUUGUGGACUUGGUGGUGCUGGCUAUCAGAAGCCAAGCAGCUUAUUUUUGUGGCUGCUUUAGAGCAACCCCCAGCGAUGCAGUGAUGGGCUAGCGAGCUGGGAACCAGAACCGAGAGGACGAAGACAGAGUAGGGUGGAUGAAGCAGAUAAUGAGGUGGAAAUAUCACCCAAACAGCCACUGUGUGCUCGCCCUUCCCAGCGAGUAAUCCUGCCUAGCAGCAUGCACUGAAUGCAGGGGAUGGAGAGCUUGUUCUGCCGCCGCCUCUCUCCAGUGUCUAGCAUGGAUCCCUGUGCCAGCCCUGGACUCUGGUACCCCCUCCUCUGCAUCCUAGCAAGUCUCAUCCCACACACAGCCCAGCAGGUCCUGAGGAUUGGAGGAAUAUUUGAAAUGCAGGAAAACGAGCCAAUUAACAUUGAAGAAUUAGCUUUCAAGUUUGCAGUCACCAACAUUAAUAGAAAUCGGACUCUGAUGCCCAAUACUACACUAACCUAUGACAUCCAGAGAAUUAACCUGUUUGAUAGCUUUGAGGCUUCCAGGAGAGCUUGCGACCAGCUUGCCCUUGGCGUGGCUGCAUUGUUUGGACCUUCUCACAGUUCUUCAGUCAGCGCUGUACAAUCUAUUUGCAAUGCCCUGGAAGUUCCUCACAUACAAACACGAUGGAAACAUCCAUCUGUCGACAACAAAGACAGCUUUUUUAUCAACCUUCAUCCAGACUAUGCUGCAAUCAGCAGGGCAGUCCUGGACUUGGUUUUGCACUACAGCUGGAAAACCGUAACUGUUGUGUAUGAAGAUAGUACAGGAUUAAUUCGCCUCCAAGAACUCAUCAAAGCUCCAUCAAGAUUCAACAUCAAAAUAAAAAUUCGUCAGUUACCCUCAGGGAAUAAAGACGCCCGGCCUUUGUUAAAAGAAAUGAAAAAAGCCAAGGAAUUUUAUGUGAUAUUCGACUGUUCACAUGAAACAGCAGCAGAGAUUCUCAAACAGAUCCUCUCAAUGGGCAUGAUGACAGAAUACUAUCACUACUUUUUCACGACCUUGGAUUUGUUUGCGUUAGACCUGGAGCCAUACAGAUACAGUGGAGUCAAUAUGACUGGAUUCCGACUACUUAACAUUGAAAAUCCUCAGGUUUCAUCGGUUGUUGACAAGUGGUCAAUGGAGCGGCUUCAAGCUCCACCGAAACCAGAAACGGGCCUUCUUGAUGGCAUGAUGACAACAGAUGCUGCUUUGAUGUACGAUGCCGUUUACAUGGUCGCCAUCGCAACUCAAAGAGCCGCGCAAAUGACAGUAAGCUCUCUGCAGUGUCACAGACACAAGCCUUGGAGAUUUGGACCUCGAUUUAUGAACCUCAUCAAAGAGGCGAGAUGGGAUGGUUUGACAGGUCGAAUCACCUUCAAUAGAACGGAUGGAUUAAGAAGAGAUUUUGAUUUGGAUAUUAUUAGCCUCAAGGAAGAUGGGAUGGAAAAGGCUGCUGGGGAAACAAGUAAUCAGUUAAAUAAAGUUUGGAAAAAGGUUGGCCUCUGGAAUUCCAAUUUAGGUCUUAAUAUGACAGACAAUUCUAAAGACAAAUCUGCUAAUAUAACGGACUCUCUGGCUAACCGUACUCUAAUUGUCACUACGAUACUGGAGGACCCCUAUGUAAUGUACAAGAAGUCUGAUAAGCCAUUGUAUGGAAAUGACAGAUUUGAAGGCUAUUGUUUGGAUUUAUUAAAAGAACUAUCAAACAUUCUGGGAUUUAUUUAUGAAGUCAAGCUGGUAGGCGAUGGGAAGUACGGAGCUCAAAAUGACAAAGGAGAGUGGAACGGAAUGGUCAGAGAACUAAUUGAUCAUAAGGCAGACCUGGCCGUUGCACCGCUCACUAUUACAUAUGUUAGGGAGAAAGUGAUAGAUUUCUCUAAGCCAUUCAUGACGCUGGGAAUCAGCAUCUUGUAUCGAAAGCCCAACGGUACAAAUCCUGGCGUGUUUUCUUUCCUCAACCCUCUGUCUCCUGACAUCUGGAUGUAUGUCCUGCUUGCCUGUCUGGGAGUUAGCUGCGUCUUGUUCGUCAUUGCAAGAUUCACCCCCUACGAGUGGUAUAACCCACACCCGUGUAACCCGGACUCCGAUGUAGUGGAAAACAAUUUCACUUUGCUAAAUAGUUUCUGGUUUGGAGUUGGAGCUCUCAUGCAACAAGGAUCAGAGUUAAUGCCCAAAGCACUUUCUACCAGAAUAGUAGGAGGCAUAUGGUGGUUUUUUACCCUGAUCAUCAUUUCCUCCUACACUGCCAACUUGGCAGCCUUUCUAACCGUAGAAAGGAUGGAGUCUCCCAUAGAUUCUGCCGAUGAUUUGGCAAAGCAAACGAAAAUCGAGUAUGGCGCUGUGAGAGAUGGAUCAACUAUGACCUUUUUUAAGAAAUCUAAGAUCUCCACCUAUGAGAAAAUGUGGGCCUUUAUGAGUAGUAGGCAGCAGACGGCUCUGGUUAAGAACAAUGAUGAGGGAAUACAACGAGUCCUGACGACUGACUAUGCUCUUCUAAUGGAGUCCACAAGCAUUGAACAUGUAACUCAAAGAAAUUGCAACCUGACACAGAUUGGAGGACUUAUUGACUCUAAAGGAUACGGCGUUGGAACUCCAAUUGGAUCUCCAUACAGAGAUAAAAUUACAAUAGCCAUUUUACAGCUGCAAGAGGAAGGAAAGUUACAUAUGAUGAAAGAAAGGUGGUGGCGCGGGAAUGGUUGCCCAGAAGAAGAUGGCAAAGAAGCUAGUGCUUUGGGAGUGGAAAACAUCGGUGGCAUCUUCAUCGUACUUGCUGCAGGACUUGUUCUAUCAGUGUUUGUCGCAAUAGGAGAAUUCAUAUACAAAUCCAGGAAAAACAGUGACAUAGAACAGGCCUUUUGUUUCUUUUACGGAAUGCAAUGUAAGCCACCUCAUCCAUCCAACUCUACUUCAGGAACCACACUAUCUACGGAAUUAGACUGUGGCAAAUUAAUUCGAGAGGAAAGAGGGAUUCGAACACAACCCCCCAUUCACACUGUAUAGUCAGUAAAUAAAAGGUGUGUUCAAAAAAAAGAAGACGUUUGUAGAUGACUUGGAUCAAGGGUUUUGUUUUCGUGUGUAAAAGCUGUAGAACCGUUGUCUACCUCAGCUGAAUAAGGGCAAAUGUGACCUAGAAAAUAAUGGACUAUAAUGAAAGUUAAUGACUGUUGGCAUGCUGUUGGUAUAAUGGAAGAUAAUGAAAGAUAAUGACUGUUGGUAUGCUUUAUAAAGUAGAUAUGGUGAUCUACACAUAGAUUUCCUUUAGUAUGUCCCUGAAGCAAAUAGAAGAUUCAUAUUGUUGGAGCCUUAACAUUGAUGUUAUUUGCUAAGUAAAGGUAACUGUUUUGCUGAUUAAUAUGAAUGUGGCUUUUUAUAUUCUCUGUGUAAAGUGUGAAGGGUCUGUAUUCUCCAAAAGGCCACGUAUAUGUACAGUUUUGUAAUGUAUUAUUUAAACAGUAUUGGUCAGAUAUUUAUCGUGAACAGGAGCCCAAUAUCCCGAGGUCAGAGUGGGACAUGGGCUUAUUGGAGUGAAAAGAAAAAAAAUCUAAAGUUGACAAAAACUCUGCAAAAGAAACUCAUGGAUACCUGGUGGAGAUCUGGAAAAGAUGUACCUUUUAGAUAUUGGGUAUGGAGACAAAAGAUAUAGGAACCAGGAAAACAGUCUAUUGCAUUUGGAAUGUAGAUACAUGGUGAAGAGAUAUAUAUAGAGAGUUCUGUAAAAUAGAUGUAGAAGUUGAGGACCAAUAUUCUAGAAAUGAAAGGAGAAUUAUUAUGAAGAUAAAAGGAAAAAGGUGGUAUUUUAUAGCUGGAUCGAGGUGACAAUGUAGUACAUACACUAUAACUGGAGACAUGGGUAAUUGGAAAGCUGGCAAUGGGUAGCGACACAAAAAAAACAGCAUUGGAGCUAGAAGGGUAGGUCUGAUGUACACAUGAAAGCUUGGAUAAAAUUCACAAAGUAAACAGGGAAAAUAUAAAUUCACUUUCUGUGGAUGAAGUAGGUAUCAAGUAGUCUUAUUGGAGGUAGGGAAAAUAGAAACAAUGUGCACAUAGAACCUGUGAUAAUUUAAUAGACUUACUCGCUUAAGAGGGAAUUGUUAUUAGGAGGAUAUAUACUUUAAUUUCAAAAUUCAUAAAAUUGUGUAGACAGAUGAGACUAAAGACACUGCCUUCCAGACAACUCAAUAGUAUGAGUAACACAAAAGGAAACUGUGAUAGCUAUAGUGGAAAUUGUAAGAAUCGAGUGUAUACAUGCAUCAAAAUGAAAAUGCACUGAUGUAAAAAAUAUGAUGAAUAUA
This is a messenger RNA of Pelobates fuscus (common spadefoot toad), 4914 nucleotides long. It is a transcript of the gene GRIK1, whose product is annotated as glutamate ionotropic receptor kainate type subunit 1. Gene Ontology annotation, cellular component: presynaptic membrane; kainate selective glutamate receptor complex; postsynaptic density membrane. Gene Ontology annotation, molecular function: transmitter-gated monoatomic ion channel activity involved in regulation of postsynaptic membrane potential; kainate selective glutamate receptor activity. NCBI's taxonomy places the organism in Eukaryota, Metazoa, Chordata, Amphibia, Anura, Pelobatidae. The record is from RefSeq and is a predicted model, not a curated record. Gene Ontology annotation, biological process: synaptic transmission, glutamatergic; modulation of chemical synaptic transmission; monoatomic ion transport. The transcript is spliced from 17 exons. The coding region runs from base 839 to 3622 and encodes 927 amino acids.